Molecule: messenger RNA, 2490 nt
Organism: Aphis gossypii (cotton aphid)
Lineage: Eukaryota; Metazoa; Arthropoda; Insecta; Hemiptera; Aphididae
Exons: 4
Coding region: 481-1293 (270 amino acids)
Source: RefSeq, a predicted model, not a curated record
AGGCCCAGGAAUGGGUAGAUUAUUUUGCGUUCUUAGAAUGUUUUUAUUGCUCUUCACGUCGUCGUUCCCUGAUAAUGACGAUUAUUUCGAGUCCACCGAACGUACGCGUCAAUUAAAACGACCAAUAAUAAUUACACCGACGUCCAAUUACGCGUCGACUAAAAUACUAAAACAGUCGUGCUAUGCAAUAAUAAUAUCCCCUUUAUCUAAUAAUAAUAACACAUUAUUAUUGAAUUAUUAUGUAUUUGUGAUAAAAAUCUAACCGCAGCUGAUUUCUCAAUAAAUUUUUAAUACACCAAAUUCUUGAUAAUAAAUUAUAAUAUUUGUUGCUCGAGUGUUAAGUAGUGCUGUUUUGUGUUCCGAGUCCCCAACCAAUCUAGUACCUACCGAAAGAGUGUUGCGAAGCGAUGGCCAAAACUCAAAAUACUAAGUUGAACUUCCGCCAUUGAACAGCCCGCUAAAUCGGAAACCCCGCUUCGAAUGACACAACAUCCUGACAGGUGUCGGCUGGACGACAAAAGGACAAGUAAGAUUUAUUUAUGUUCAAUGAUUAACGUCUAUAGUAUGGAUGAUGAAACAGAACUCGGAAAGUCGCUGGCUUCAAACCAAGAUUGUUCACCAAACAGCUCAACCAGCUUAUCCAAAUCAGAUGUGAUGUCUGGGAAUCAAAUGAUUGAUAAUUGGUUGGGUUUAAGCGUACAUUGCACAACCUCUAUUGACGAUUUUUGUGAUGGAGAUUUGGAACAACCAGAUACGGAUCCAUCACCAUCAACUUCUGGACUGUCAUACGAUUUAACAGCAUUUCCAAAAACAACAUCAGCAAUGUCUAUGUUUUAUCCACAUUUAAAUGGUUAUGACAUUCAUCCAUUGCUUUUGAAUCAAAAACGACGGAAUCAAAUGGAAUCAUCAUUCAUAGAUCCAUUGAAUUUACCACCACAUCCUCUUAUGCCAGAUGUUCCACGUCAAAUGAUUCAUAAAAAUAAGGCACGUCCAAAAGUAUCUCACAGGAGAUCCGAUUUUACAAAUAUCCAGUCAUCAAAUUUUGAACAACCUUUAAUUGUCGAUACAGAAAAAUAUCAUCGUAAGUCAUUUUAUUGUGUGGCAUGUAGUAAAACGUUUAAAUUCCAAACAUCGUUGUUGCGACAUAAUAACAAGGUUCACAUUAGUAAGUAUCAGUGUCAAUCAUGUCAUCGUGUGUUUUCAAGGCAAGCAUAUCUUGAUGUGCACACAUCUAAACAGGGAAGUUCGUGUUACCUGGGUAAUGGGUAUGCCAUCGCAAAGUCAAAAAAAUAAUUGUUUUCUUUAAGAAGGAUAAAGUUGUUUAACCAAAAAUAAUAUAAUACUUUUAGGAUAGAAUAAGUUAAAAUCUUCACUUGUGAAGUGUGCCUCAGAAACAAAUGAAAAUUUGUUAUGAGUUCACUGUUUAUUGUUUAUAGAUUAUACGUAUUUAAAAAUUAAAUAAUCAUGAAACAUUUAUUCUAGUCAGAGAACAGCCCGUUCUAGUCUGUUCAGUAGUUCAUUCAUAUUGGCAUUAAAAUUUAUUAUUAUUUAUCAUAACUCAGGAAAUAAUUAUAUAUCAAGAAAAAGAAUCUUAAGUUUAAUAUUUAUAACCUACAUGAAACAUAAUGUAUGCUUCAGUCAUUUUACAUAUUUAUGCAUAAAUUUCAAUUGAUAAAUAUAUAAUUCAUCAAAUUAUGCUCUGUAAGGAAUGUUUCAAAAUAUGUUGUAUAUUGCAAUGUUUGUAAGAUUCUUGUUAUACUUUAGGGAAGUUUAGACUGAUUAUUUUUGAAUUUAUAAAACAAAAAUUUUCCAUGUGUGUAGUGUGCUCAUAUAUUUAUUUAUUGUUAUACACUACAUACUUCUCUAUUUUACUUUUAUACGUAUAAAAAUUGGUAAUGAACCAUAAUUGAUAAAACAUUCAUUCCUCGAUACCAAAAUAAGCAAUUAUUAAUACCAAAAAACAUUCAUAAACGAGCUUAUUAUAAUUUCCUAAAAAAGUUAAUAUUUUUACACUGUUGAAAUAAAAAAAUCUUAUUUUUCUACUUUUUAAUUAUUUUUAUUAUUAUUUAUUGUUAAUUAAUCAUUAAGUGUUAAAUACUAAUCAUAACCUGUGAUUUAAAAAGUAAUGUUUGUUAUUCAAAACUGUUAAAAAUUUGUCAUUUAUAUAACUCAUCAAUAGUUAUUAUUGAAUACUAAGAAAAGACAUAAUCAAUUAUAUUUUUAUAUACAUAUUAUAAAAUAAUUAUUAUAAUUUACUACCCAAAAUUAAUUUUUUAUGUAUCCUAAAAUGUGAACCAUACAAUUAUGUUAAAAAUUAUUUUAUAGUUUAUUUAGAAAUAAAUGAAAAUAAAAUAUUUAAUUGUUUUUAUAUUGUUAAUAACUUGGGAAAAUUUUAAAAUUGAUAAUUUUUCAUAUGUUACUUUAAACGUAAUAUUAAAUUAUAUGAUAGUAUAUAACUAUUAUUGUUUUAUUAUUAUUGUGUUAUUAAAU